Messenger RNA from Lepisosteus oculatus (spotted gar), 1023 nucleotides. RefSeq names its product trace amine-associated receptor 4-like. Gene Ontology annotation, biological process: G protein-coupled receptor signaling pathway. The record is from RefSeq and is a predicted model, not a curated record. Lineage: Eukaryota; Metazoa; Chordata; Actinopteri; Semionotiformes; Lepisosteidae. Gene Ontology annotation, molecular function: trace-amine receptor activity. Gene Ontology annotation, cellular component: membrane.
AUGAAUUCAACAGAAGUCAUUGAAGAGAUGCAGUACUGUUUUCAGCACCUGAAAGGAUCAUGUCCAAAAGUACGCAGGCUUGCAGUUAUUAAAGUUGCUAUGUACGUGUUUAUGGCUGGAACAAUAUUUGUGGCAGUAUGUGGAAAUUGUAUGGUGAUUAUUUCCAUUUCACAUUUCAAACAACUUCAUUCUCCAUCUAAUUUCCUUAUCCUUUCUUUAGGAUGUGUUGAUUGCUUGCUAGGAUCACUUAUUAUGCCUUACAGCAUGAUAAGAUCUGUAGAAAGCUGCUGGUAUUUUGGAGAAAUAUUUUGUGCAAUACAUUCCAGUCUUGAUAUGAUGAUGUCAAUAGCAUCUAUUUUACAUCUUGGUUUCAUUGCUGCUGAUCGAUAUUUUGCAAUAUGUGAUCCUCUAAGGUAUAGAAAUAAAAUGACCAUGUUUAAUAUAACUCUUUUUAUUGUUAUAAGCUGGCUUUUUUCUUUUGCAUUUGGUUUUGGGGUGGUGCUCUCCAAGGUUAAUUUAGCAGGCAUUGAGGAGUUUGUUGUUUCAAGCUCUUGUGUUGGCGCAUGUAUUGUAAUUCUUAAUAAAGAGUGGGGGAUGCUGUCUGCAUCAGUAGCAUUCAUUAUUCCAGGAACAGUGAUGAUAUCGCUUUACAUAAAGAUAUUUUUUGUUGCUAGAAGGCAUGCCAGAGUCAUAAAUGCAGCAGCUCCAGUUGAUGAUAAAAGCAGCAUAGCUGAUAAAAGGGAAAAAAAAGCUGCAAAGACAUUAGGUAUCGUAAUAGGAGUUUUCCUCCUCUGUUGGUUACCGUUUUUUAUUACUAUUAUUAUUGAUCCUUUCAUUGAUUUUUCUACACCUGUAAUUGUAUUUGAUACCCUCAUGUGGUUAGGCUACUUUAAUUCUGCCUGCAAUCCCAUGAUUUAUGGAUUUUUUUAUCCCUGGUUUCAGAAAGCCUUUAAAAUAGUUGUAACAGGGAAGGUUUUCUGUGUUGGUUCUUCAUCAAUAAAUAUCUUCACAGACAAAUAUUAA